AUGGAGUCUACGAAGAAAAAAGGACGUCCACAACAUCCAAGGGCCAAGGCUAACCCAUUGUCUGCAUUGACUUUUGCAUGGACUCUACCAAUAUUUUGGAGUGGCUUGAAAAAUGAAUUAGAAGAAUGUGAAUUAUAUGAACCCUUAGAAGAACAUGCCUCAGGUCCCCUUGGAGAUAAGUUUGCUCGUCUGUGGGAGGAGGAAGUCGCUAGCGCCGAAGGAAAGCGAACGCCGAGCCUCCUCAGAGUGAUCCUCAGAGCGUACGCCGCAAGAUGUAUGCUGUAUGGUUUUGUACUAUUUUUGAUGGAAUGUGGAAUUCGAAUCGCGCAGCCCGUUUUCCUCGGAUGGCUGGUUGAAUACUACAGUCCUGGUCAGCAUACGGUGGAGAGAAAAGAUGCUUAUAUAUAUGCGGCGGCAGUGGUUCUAUGUUCUGCGAUUAACGUAUUUGUAGUUCAUCCCUAUAUGAUGGCUAUUCUGCACAUGGGCAUGAAGUUCAGGGUCGCUUGCUGUUCGCUUAUAUAUAGAAAGUCUCUUAGGUUAUCGAAAACAGCGCUCGGUGAAACCACUGUUGGGCAAGUGGUGAAUCUUCUGUCCAACGAUGUGAACCGUUUCGACGUUGCCGUCAUUUUUGUGCACUACCUUUGGAUCGGGCCCUUGGCGACAGUAAUUAUUACGUUCUUCAUGUGGAAAGAGAUCAAUUGGGCAGCAUUAGUUGGCGUAGGGUUCAUGCUGGCAUUCAUACCAUUACAGGCAUAUCUAGGCAAGCGUACAUCCGUUUUACGAUUAAAAACGGCAUUACGUACGGAUGAGCGCGUCAGACUCAUGAACGAAAUCUUAUCGGGGAUCCAGGUCAUUAAGAUGUACACGUGGGAAAAACCCUUCGCGGAUCUUGUUGCCAAGGCGAGGAAGCAAGAAAUAAAACAGAUCCGAGCUACUUCUUACAUCCGCGGAGUGUUGACUUCUUUCAUAAUGUUUACUACUCGGAUUUGUUUAUUCUUUUCAAUUCUCGCAUACGUGAUGGAAAAUAACGUUAUAAGCGCCAAACAAGUGUUCGUGGUUACCAGCUUCUAUAAUGUUCUUAGGCAGACAAUGACUGUAUUUUUUCCACAAGGUAUAGCUCAAGUAGCUGAAGCAACAAUCUCUAUAAAGCGUCUGCAAAGCUUCAUGUUAUAUGAAGACACUAGCAAACCAGUACCAGGACUUGCUGAAAUUCUUACAUCUACUAAGAAGAAAGUCAAAGAAUUAAAAAAAGAACCAAGAGAAUCUGCCACAUCUAUAAAAGCAGGCUUGGAAACUGAUGAUGUAACAAAGCCUUUGAAAGAAGAAGAUAUAAAGAAAAUGGACGAAGCUAUUGGCAAAGAAAAUGAUAAAAAUAAUGCACCGCUGGAAUCGGGAGAGGAGGAUAACGAGGAGCUGGCGACGCGGGUGGAGGAGGACUCGCGCGGCGUGCGCCUCAAGCACGCCACGGCCAAGUGGAUCACGUCUCACGCUGAGAACACUCUCACCGACUUGUCGCUCACCAUCAAACCUGGCAAGUUAAUAGCAGUAAUAGGUCCAGUGGGAGCGGGAAAAUCGUCACUCCUGCACGUGCUACUCAAAGAACUCCCACUACAGUCCGGUAGCGUUCAUAUCGGCGGUACUAUAUCGUACGCAAGUCAGGAACCAUGGCUAUUUGCAGGUAGUGUGCGUCAGAACAUACUGUUCGGGCAGGCGAUGGACAGGCCGCGCUACAACGCCGUGGUGCGUCGCUGCGCGCUCGAUAGAGACUUUUCACUGUUUCCGAACGGCGAUAAGACGGUCGUGGGCGAAAGAGGCGUCAGUCUUAGUGGAGGCCAGCGCGCGCGCAUCUCGCUGGCGCGCGCCGUGUACAAGCGCGCGGACAUCUACCUGCUGGACGACCCGCUGUCGGCCGUGGAUGCGCACGUGGGCCGCCACCUCUUCGAGUCCUGCGUGGUGGGCUACCUGCGCAACGCCACGCGCGUGCUCGUCACCCACCAGCUGCAGUUCCUCAGAGACGUGGAGCAGAUUAUCAUAUUGAAGAACGGCUCAAUAGCUGCCGCGGGUGACUUUGAAACUCUUAGCGCGUCCGGGCUGGACUUCGCCUCGUUGCUGGCGCAGGGGGAACAAGAGAAGAGAGAAGAUGAGAAACCCACGGAAGAGAAGUCUAAUAUCGACAUGGAAGACUCGGUAUUGCAAGGAAGCUUCAGGAAACGGCAAAUGAGCAUACAUUCUGUAAGCUCAGUAGAUAACCUAACAGCAACAGCGCCGCCAGAGGGCGGGCGCGAAGCGGCAGAGACGCGGUCUGCGGGCGCGGUCUCGAGCAAGGUGUACGGCGCGUACCUGCGCGCCAGCGGGCACCCGCUGCUGGUGGCGCUGAUGGUGCUGGUGGCGGUGCUGGCGCAGCUGCUGGGCUCCGGCUCCGACUGGUGGACAAGCUACUGGGUAAAUCAAGAAGAGGAUCAUCCAUCAUCGGUAUUGAACGAACUAGACGGAAGAAACCUGUCGAACCCACUUAUGAUCUAUGACAACUUCACCCACUCCUUACCUAAAGAUGCUGCAUUCAAAUCCGGGCUUACUAGAUAUGACUGCAUUUAUAUAUACACAGCAAUGGUGUUGGCACUAGUGGUAGUGUCCCUGCUCCGGUCGUUCAUGUUCUUCUCCAUGGCGAUGGACGCGUCCACGCGCCUCCACAACACCAUGUUCGCGGCCAUCACGCGCGCGCCCAUGCGCUUCUUCCACACCAACCCCUCGGGCCGCAUUCUGAACAGGUUCUCCAAGGACAUGGGCGCCGUGGAUGAGGUCCUGCCCGCUGCUUUACUUGAUGUAUUGCAGAUAGGGUUGUCACUGAUCGGUAUAGUGGUGGUGGUGGCGGUGGUGAACUACUGGCUGCUGGUGCCGACGGCGGCCAUCGGGCUCGUGUUCUACGGCCUGCGCAUCUUCUACCUCGCCUCCAGCCGCAGCAUCAAGCGCCUCGAGGGUGUGACACGUAGCCCUGUGUUCUCGCACCUCAACGCGUCGCUGCAGGGCAUUACGACGAUACGCGCGUUCGGCGCGCAGGAGGCUCUCAUACGGGAGUUCGACAACCAUCAGGAUCUUCAUAGCUCGGCUUGGUAUCUAUUCAUAGCAAGUUCCCGUGCCUUCGGUUUCUGGCUAGACCUUGUGUGCGUGGUGUACAUAGGCGUGGUUACGCUUAGUUUCCUCGUGUUUGGACAAGAGGAGUACGGCGGCAACGUGGGGCUGGCCGUCACGCAGGCGAUGGGGCUGACGGGCAUGUUCCAGUGGGGCAUGCGCCAGUCCACCGAGCUGGAGAACCAGAUGACAAGCGUUGAGAGAAUACAAGAAUACUCGAACAUAGAAUCUGAGCCGCCACUUGAAUCAGAGCCCAAAAAGAAGCCGCCGCCGUCCUGGCCGGAGACGGGGCACUUGCAGUUCCGCCACGUGUACCUCUACUACGCGCCGGAGGAGCCUCCCGUGUUGAAGGACCUCACCCUGGACAUACUGCCCAAGGAGAAAGUCGGCAUCGUCGGCCGGACUGGGGCGGGAAAGUCCUCCCUUAUCAAUGCUUUGUUUAGAUUGGCAAAAAUUGAAGGCGAAAUAAUAAUAGACGGUCGCGAGACGUCAACGUUGGGUCUCCACGAACUGCGCAGCCAGGUGUCCAUCAUACCGCAGGAGCCCGUGCUGUUCUCGGGCACCAUGAGACACAAUCUGGACCCCUUUGAUGAAUAUCCUGACCAAGUUCUGUGGAGAGCCUUAGAAGAGGUGGAGCUGAAGGAGGCGGUGAUGGAGCUGCCGGCGGGGCUGAGCUCGCGCAUGUCGGAGGGCGGCAGCAACUUCAGCGUGGGGCAGCGCCAGCUCGUGUGCCUCGCGCGUGCCAUCGUGCGCCGAAACCGCCUGCUCGUGCUCGACGAGGCCACCGCCAACGUCGACCCGCAGACGGACGCCUUAAUACAAGCGACAAUAAGAAAUAAAUUUGCUGACUGCACUGUACUCACCAUCGCACAUAGACUGCACACUGUUAUGGAUUCUGAUAAGGUGUUGGUAAUGGACGCGGGCCAGAUGGUGGAGUACGACCAUCCGCACGUGUUGCUGCAGAAGGAGAACGGCGUGCUGCGCGGCAUGCUCGAGCAGACCGGCCGCGCCACCGCCGACGCGCUCGCGCGCGUCGCCGCGCAGGAAUAUAACAAGAAAUACUCACAAGCAGAAGAUACGAAC
Messenger RNA from Brenthis ino (lesser marbled fritillary), 4212 nucleotides. Lineage: Eukaryota; Metazoa; Arthropoda; Insecta; Lepidoptera; Nymphalidae. The record is from the annotation of a GenBank genome assembly.